AUGGGGGCCGAGGGGACGGUGGAGGAGCGAGCGCUGGGGUCGCUGGGGCUCGGCUUCGACCUCACCAGCGACUUCCGUCUCGGCUUCGCCAAGGGCUACCCCGGCCGCAGGUUGGUGGAGCUCAACGAGGAACGCACGUGGGACGUCGCCCUCCCCGGCGGCCCCACCAUCCGGGGCGCCUCCAGGGACGUCGGCUUCGACAAGGGCGACCGCACUCGGUUCCGCUCCGACGUGCUCGAGUUCAACCAGAUGUCUAUAUUACUCAAUCAGAAAUCUUCAGUCCAAGGAAAAGUUCCUUCAGGAUAUUUUAAUGCGCUUUUCGAUCUAAGUGGGGCAUGGUUGGAAGAUGCCAAGAGCACAAAAUGUCUUGCUUUUGAUGGAUACUUCAUUUCCUUGUACAAUCUGCACCUAAGAUCUUCUCCUCUAGUCCUUCGAGAAGAAGUAAAAAAAGCAGUUCCAUCGAAGUGGGAUCCUGCAUCUUUGUGCCGGUUCAUAAGGACCUUUGGGACACACAUAAUUGUGGAAAUCGCAAUAGGAGGUCAGGAUGUAAAUUGCGUAAGGCAAAGUCAUUGUUCGACAAUUUCAUCUGCUGAGGUCAAGAAACAUCUCGAGGACCUUGGAGACUUUAUAUUUUCUGAUGGAAGAAACCUCUCUCCUCUGCAUUCGAAGGAUGGAGAAAGGAAGAAAAAGGUGCCUGAAGUCUUCUUGCAAAUCUUGCAAUCAAACUACCUGCAACUGCCGAGCUAUUCAGAGUCUUCAAGCAAGGAAGGCCUCUCAGUUAUUUGCUCAAAAAGAGGAGGCAAUGUGUGUACUUCGAAUCACUCGGAAUGGCUACAAACAGUACAGAGUAGUCCUGAUGCCAUAUUAUUUAAGUUUAUUCCUAUUACCUCUCUUCUAACUGGAAUCCAAGGCAGUGGAUACCUCAGCCAUGCUAUCAAUCUGUAUCUCCGCUACAAACCUGAUCCUGAGGAUUUGCAGUAUUUUCUGGAAUUCCAAGUCCCGUACCAGUGGGCGCCGCGAUACAGUGAUUAUGCUCUUGGACCUCAAAUAAAAAAAGCAUCCAAUCCUUCUCUGCAGUUUAGAUUUUUGGGCCCCAAACUUCAAAUUAACACUGAUCAGGUAUCGAGUGAUCGAAAGCCGGUGGUGGGUCUGCGGCUAUAUUUGGAAGGCCGGAAGUGCAACCGGCUAGCCAUCCAUGUGCAACACCUCUCUAGUCUCCCCAGAAUCCUCAGGGCCUCAGCCUCGGAGAUGUGCGUCUGGCAGGGAUCAGAGGAUUCCGACCCAGCAUUCAUCGAACCGAUACGGUGCCGGCAGUAUUCCGCCGUCUGCACAUCGACCGUGAAGCACGAUCCAGAAUGGCUCCACAGAGUAUCCGACGGCGUGUUCGUGGUCGCCGGCGCUCAGCUCGUCACCAAGGGGAAGUGGGCGAAGACGGUGCUCCAUCUCCGCCUCCUCUUCGCUCACGUACCCAACUGCACCAUCCGGAAGACCGAGUGGACUCGCGCACCUGCCACGUCUCCGAAGGGAGGCUUUUUGACAAACAUGAGCACUGCAUUCACGCAGCGUGAUGCGCUGCCGACGACGACGACUGAAUCUGCAGAGCUGAACUCCGGCGUGUGUCCGGAUGGCCCGCCGGUGCCGGUGCAAUCGAGGAAGCUGCUGAAGUUUGUGGACAUGGCCGAGGUGGUCAGGGGCGCCCACAAUGCGCCUGGGCAUUGGCUGGUGACCGCAGCCAAGCUUGUCAAGAAAGAAGGGAAGAUUGGGCUGCAGGUGAAGUUUUCUCUGCUCAACUACGUGUCGGGGACUGAGACGAUGUGCUCGUGACAUAAGAGUGCCGUAUACAUGCACUCAUACGGUCGACUAACUGUUGCAAGUUCUCCGCGUAGUGUCUCGCAUCGAUCGCACAGUUAUUUCGUACAAUAUAGAAAUACGUCAUAUUUAAAAUAUAAAUGU
This is a messenger RNA of Musa acuminata subsp. malaccensis (wild Malaysian banana), 1953 nucleotides long. RefSeq names its product MACPF domain-containing protein At4g24290-like. The record is from RefSeq and is a predicted model, not a curated record. Gene Ontology annotation, cellular component: plasma membrane. NCBI's taxonomy places the organism in Eukaryota, Viridiplantae, Streptophyta, Magnoliopsida, Zingiberales, Musaceae. Gene Ontology annotation, biological process: regulation of salicylic acid mediated signaling pathway; plant-type hypersensitive response.